AGUUAAACGGCCUGGAGUGUUGUAGUGAAACAUGUUUUUUUUUGUGUUCAAAAAGAUGGUUGACGGACGUGGAGCUAGAUAUUAACUAUAGUGUGUCUGAUUUGAUUGCCAUGUCAGUUGUACUUCAAUGGUAUUGUAUAGACUCGUGCAUUCCAUUAAAUUUUAUCUAAACGUCCAAAAUAAUCAAAAAACAUACAGUUGAAAUUGAAAACUCAUCAGCAUAACGGUUUGGAAUUGAAGGUCAAAAUAGAGUUAAGGCAGGUAUUUUAGGAUGCUGUACGUGUUUCCUCUGAACCUCCAACCACCAGGUGUAAAGCCAUACUGCAAGGUGACAGUGAAAUGUACUAUUUGUCUAUUGCAAUGAUACAGGACCGUCUACAUGCGUUUGUUUACCGACACAGGGUCGAGACAGAGCAAGGGGGAGGAGAAUGGUGCUAACACCGCUACUAGUUGAUGAUGAGGAAAACGUCUGCAGGAACGCUCUUAACGUAGCCAAACCACGCUAAUGUUUACUGUACAUAACGCUUGCAGUUUUAACACCCGGCAGUAAUAUCUAAACCAGAGAAACCAUCUUUUUCAUACAUCUGAUAUAGCAAGACGAAAGAUAUAUAGGGGGUUUCGGAGUUAGGGAAAAAUUACCCAAACGCUUUGAAGAUUCCUCAAGAUUGUAGACUUGAGUCGAUCAACAGUUGAGCGUUCUAGAUUCAGUCCGUCGUCGGGUAUUGUGAUGGACUAUCGUCUGUUUGCGUGUGAGAAGCACGUCCAGUGCCGUAGAGGGAAAACAUUAUAUUGGUUUAUACCAGCUCGUACUUUAGCACGUACGAGUAGACCCGGGAUGGACCAAAUUCAUAUUAACUACAGGCUAUCAUGGAGUGAGUUUGAGGCGAGUGAGACCGUUUCCAUUCAUUGAGGGGACAAGUGGAGGAAGCGACACCUUUGUAAAAACAUUCACGACUUCAUUAUCGUUCCGGUUGGGCGGAACCAAUGAAAAGCCUUCAUCUGAAAAGUGGGCGGGGUUACCGUUGUUGAAAUCCCCCUCAGUGUUGCUGGAUAGCCUAGAUCUCUUCAUUUAUGCAUAAGAUUUAACAGUGUGUGCAAAGAAGGAGAAAAAACUUGCUGUUAUAUACACGGAACGGGAAUUUAUCACGUGAAAGUAAGCCGGGAUUUGAGACAUGUGGAUUUCGUAGUAAACAUAUACACAACACUAGUAUACAAUAUUUCUCAGUGUUGAUAAAGAAUAAAUUGCGAUGGAGUUAUACACACCUCUCAGGAUAGCUGACUAACUCGGGGAUGUACGUCGUGCGAGUUUGUAGUAUAGUGAAUUUAAAAUAUCAAAAGUUUUGAUAAAAAACCUUUCUGUGUUUUCACCCCAAACGUGAAGCCUACCGAGGAUUUUGUGUUUCAUUUGGAGCUUUUUACAAGGACUAGAUAAACUGGUGAUACACGUCGUAUAUCUAGUCAUAACGAUGAAGCGACCAGACUGUCUAUAUACCUUCAUAGGAGUGUACAUCCUCGUACAGAUCCCUCCCCUGGCUGAUGGUAUCCGGUGGCUAUCUCUCGCGCGGAUGAAUAGCGUGGCAGCAAUACAAGUUCCUGAAAUGUGUGAUUCCUUAUUUGGAUUAGUGAAACGACAGCAGAAAAUAUGUAGGAAAAAUUUAGAAGUAAUGGACAGCGUAAAACACGGUGCUCAUUCGGCUAUAGACGAGUGUCAAUUUCAGUUCCGUAACCGUCGGUGGAACUGUAGUACUGUUAAUGCGAAAAAAGUUUUUGGAAAUGUUCUUAAAUUAGGUACCAGAGAAGCGUCAUUUGUUCAUGCCAUCUCUGCAGCAGGAGUUGCACACGCAGUCACGCGCGCCUGCAGUAGUGGCGCCCUAAGUAGGUGUGGUUGUGACCGAUCAGUGACGGGACGGAGUCCCAAGGGAUUCGAGUGGUCUGGUUGUUCAGACAAUGUAGCAUAUGGCACAGCGUUCUCAAAAGAAUUCGUUGAUGCCCGUGAGAGACGAAGAAAUAUUAAAAAUUCUGGAAGAAAACUGAUGAAUUUACAUAACAACGAAGCCGGAAGAAAGGCUGUUGAAGAUAAUAUGAUGAAACAGUGUAAAUGCCAUGGUGUUUCUGGUUCUUGUGAGCUGAAGACAUGUUGGAGAGCGAUGCCUACAUUCAGAAAUAUUGGACAAAUUAUCAAAGAAAAAUUUGAUGGAGCAACCGAAGUGAAACUGGAUAGAAACAAGUUACGGCCUCGCCUUAUUCCUGUAAACCCACAAUUUAAACCUCACACUAACUCAGAUCUCGUAUAUCUGAUCGCCUCCCCUGACUUUUGUGAGCCAGACCCCAAGACGGGAUCCCUCGGCACAACGGGGAGGGUAUGCAACAAGACAUCAAAAGCAAUUGAUGGAUGUGAUUUAAUGUGCUGUGGUAGAGGAUACGAGACCCGUAGGAGAAAAAUAGUGGACAGGUGUUCCUGUAAGUUCCAUUGGUGUUGCUACGUAACGUGUCAAAAAUGUGAACGAGAAAUCGACGAGCAUACGUGUAAGUAAAGGGGAGAUAAUCUUCCUAUAGACACAUGAAUCAAAAGCCUAACAGGGCAAAAUGACUAUAAUGACAGCUUCCGGUUAAGCAUGUGCAAGGGAUAUGCAGAUGACCUCCAGUUGUGCUAAGUCCCAAUCCUUUGAUAGGAAUGCACGUCCUUCUAAUCUUGGAAAUUGAAGCUAAACAGGAAGUUACAAAAUGUGCUACAAAUCGCCGUCAUGUGCUAAAGUGACAAUGGACGAAUAUAAAGCCAGCGGAACCCCGCCUGCAGAUACGCGCUAUCACACAGGCACACGAGUUACAAAGCAUUAGUACGAAUCAGAAUUGCGCUUUUGAAAAUAUACCAAUUACGAUAAAUGGACAUUCAUGGUCUGUGUUUGGUCAAGAUAUAGGACAUAACACCAGACCCGUAUCGCCUUGACUAUUGGACGUAAACAUGUGUGUUUAUGAUAUUAUAUAUACUCUUUAUUGUCGGUAUUCUAGGGUAAGAUGCUGCGUCUCUGUAAAGAAUAUCGUUCUAACAAUUCCAUUGGUGUCGUUUACUUGGCAAGAUGAUAGGACACAGAGUAUUUAUUAUGAUAUUUUUGUAGUUUCGAAUGUAUCCUUAUUUGAACGUUAGCAAUGACGUCAGACGUUUCAGUUUUUUUAUGAUACUGUCUUCAUUAUAAUUUAUUCAUCUAGAUAAAUUCAUCUUUUCAUUCGUUAGUGAUAUAUAUGUAUGUGAUAAAAUAUCAAAGACUAAAAUUAUUUAAGCCAGUAAUAUUCUGUUUUCAUAUAACUAUAUGUUAUAAGCCAUAACUAUGUUUUAACUUUAUUCACAUAACGAUGCUCGCGAAUAGGGCAGGUGCGAGCGCAUGGAGCCGUGCGCUUGCGUACUAUGACAUUGUGUCAAGAUAGUCGUUAGCCAAUCAUUUCAAUCUUUAUCACGGUAUGUGAUACAUAUAUAGAUACACUUUCUUUCAUCAGUUCCCUUAUAUUUCACCCCACAUAACUUCACCUGUUCUAUAGCAAUGAUCAGGCGAUAUGAUCUACCCAUGUUUCAUGUACAAGAUGGCAAAUUCUUUAUUUCGUUUUUUCAAUUUGUUGUCAAUAAGUCUGAUACGCAUUCAACCAUUAAGGAUAAUGUUCAUGUACAUGCGUAUGUUCUUAUCACACCACGACUAUAUUCAAGAUAUCAAAACAAUUACCUAAAUGAUAUUUUUUUGCUAUGAAUUAAGAGACUUUUGAUGAAAUGUAGGAAUGAGAUUGUGAGAAAGAGCGUUAGAGAAAGGUUUCCUGAGUGGUUAUGAUAGUUAUAUACAAAUGUAUGUACAAUUACCUCAGUCUUGAGUCUCUCGAGUAAAUAUCAUAGAAUUUUGAUGUGUACUACUGAUAUUAUACAAGUGUAAUGCCUACAGUUUAUACCAAUUAUUCAUCAUCAUACACUCUUUUUGGACCAGUCCCUAUGUAUAUCCAACGUUGGCCUAUUCUUGCCUAUAUGUGUGUUCCCAAUUAUAGCGUCUUGACGAAGCUGCAUGGUAUACAUAUUGUAUUACGUCAUACGGAUGACGUCAUACAUUGUUGAUAUAUAUCAUGUUCAUUUUUAUUUAAGGCAAAUUGAUAUGUAGACGAUAGAUUAAUACCCUAGAGAUGUAGCCGUUACUUCGAUAUUUAAUUCCUAGUAUAUCACUAUCGAUGUUGCUGCCCCUGUCCUAUCUGAAUACGUUAUGAAUUGAAAAUUUAAAGUUUUCCAAAAUAGUCAGCUGUUGUAGUAAUCCAAUGAUCUUGACUAGGAAUCUCUACAUAUCGGGGUAAUUUGUGAACAGAAAAAUCAAUUAUACUGGUUACCUCAUGUUCCUUUCUACACUAGAAAUUUUUCUUUAUUAAGAAUCUCCACCUUACAGUUAAUGUGUUAACAACAUAGCCGAAACCUCCUGGUAACACCGUGUUCUUGGCUAUACUUGAGAGGUUAUUUUUCUUGAAUAGGAAUCUAAACAUAUUAAACGAAUGAUUUGCUAUAGGGCUAGGCAGAGGCUACUUCAACGAUUACACUAAGUAAUAGUAUACCAAACGUCCUGAAUACAUGUUACGGAGGACUGUAUGAUGAAAGAGGCAUUUCUGUUCCGUAUGUCUUUGAAGUACUAUUUCUUUCAAUAAAUGAAGAAAUAUGGUUCAAUACUACAAAUAAAUCAAAAUGUGAUAUGUUUCGCUGAGCUUACGUGUUUAUAGUGCUGCAAACCUACAUGUUUUUGUGUUGUUUUGUAAAUAUGUAAAAUGUUGUUGAAAAUGAAAAAGAUCAUAUGGAAAUGAAAUUGUUCCUUGUGAAAAUGAUUAUUAUAUAAUAAUGUUUCUGUGGAAUAAUAAGAUAAGAAGAACCGACAGAUAAAAAUGUGUCCGUUUUUCACUAACAAAAUAUUGUUUAAUGAAUAAAUUUGCUAGUUUAUGAAUAUUUUUUAGUUUAACAGUUUAGAAUGAAUAAAGAUAAACGUUUUUGAAUCACAAUCUUACUGCAUAUAUAAAGUGGGCAUAUCUAUAUUAAAACAAAAUAUUGAUAUUUUUAUCGAGUUCGAAAAGUGUUCAUCCGUUGUUGAAAUUUUGCUAAAGCAGUAUUUUUGAAAUAUUUUUGUAUGGAAGUAUAUUAUGAACUUUUCAUUUUCACAGAAAUAAUGGCAUUGGCCUUAUGUUAUAAUAUAUGUACCUGUAUGUAUUGGAACUUUAUUGUCCUAUACAUUUGUCUGGCUGGCGUUAACUAUUGACUGUUGGUCUGCCAAUAUGUGAUAUGAUGUUAUUUGUUGUACAAAAUAUGUUCAACUAUGUCUCAUAUAUUGUGAAUAUCAAACAAAUUAAAUACCAA
Mizuhopecten yessoensis (Yesso scallop) is the source of this 5359-nucleotide messenger RNA. RefSeq names its product protein Wnt-4a-like. Gene Ontology annotation, molecular function: frizzled binding; cytokine activity. Gene Ontology annotation, cellular component: extracellular region. Gene Ontology annotation, biological process: cell fate commitment; multicellular organism development; canonical Wnt signaling pathway. NCBI's taxonomy places the organism in Eukaryota, Metazoa, Mollusca, Bivalvia, Pectinida, Pectinidae. The record is from RefSeq and is a predicted model, not a curated record. The coding region runs from base 1467 to 2534 and encodes 355 amino acids. The transcript is spliced from 5 exons.